AUGGACGGGUAUCUUCGGAUUCUUUUUGGAAUGUUUACAUCAGGAAUAUGUAGACUUGUAAGCAGCAUCGAUUGCGGGGAGUCCCGUCUGACAGUGACAACAGAUGACACGUGUUUGACCUUAUCUCCCCUCGUGCCGUUCAGUCGUACCCCCGGGUCAAUUAUUAGGUACAGCUGUGCCACUCUCCUGACUGGUCUCCGGGAGUCGGAGAUCGAUUUUUGUCCCGUGGAGAUUUGUCAGGACAAUGGGAAAUGGUCGACUGCUUCUUUGUCCUGUGCAGUGAAUGAAUGUUAUCCGCGCGGUAAAUCCGAGGCUUACAAAGGUCGUCGGAAGUGUACAGUCAAUGGACAUGCGUGUGAGAUAUGGAGGAAUCAUGGGUAUUCUGGACAGGACCAUAGAUACUGCCGGGACCCGGGAGGAGAGAAGGGUGCUCCUUGGUGUCAUAUAAAAGCCACGUCAGUUCCGGUCCCGUGGGAGUUCUGUGAUGUCCCUAUUUGUGACGAAAAACGUCUGGAAACAGCAUGUGAUGAAGAGUAUGUAGAAUCGUGUAAUCUACCGGAUAUGACAGUGAAGGUUGAUCAUGACUGCACUGGGAUUAAAUCACUUCCGAUUUAUAGCAUGGAUGUCGGAUCGAGUAUACACUUCCGGUGUAGCUACAUACAGGCCAAUUUACAAUCAUCGACCGGCUAUUGCCCCGUGCAAGUGUGCCAGACAAACGGAAGGUGGUCAGCGGCCUCUAUAUCAUGUGGUGAAAACGAAUGCUAUGAAGCUGGCCGAUCUCAUGAAUACAAGGGUCAUAGGUCAUGUACCAGUUCCGGAAGACAAUGUCAGGCUUGGGAGAGUCAAUUCCCCCACAUGCAUGAACUUAAAGCUACGUCAUUUCCGGGGGAAAAUAUGACGGGUUCUUACUGCAGAGACCCGGAUCGAUUGAGGGGAACCCCCUGGUGCUUCACCCUGGAUCCAGAAAUUGAAUGGGAAGACUGCAGUGUAGAUCUCUGCGACGAAAUAGAAUUGGUGUCAACAAAAUGCAGUAUACUAAGUGAACAAGACGUAGGAAUCGGAUACCCUGCCCCGUCUGACAAAUAUCUACACAUUCCCUCUGAUUCAGACCAAUUCAUACAACAAACAGAGAGCACUCUCAACAGGAAUGAACAAAUCUUAUCGUCAGCAUACAUAUACCACAGCAACGAUCUACCCGUAUCAACAACAGUCCUCCAUAGUAACGAUCAACCCAUAUCAACAGUAUACACAUUCCAUAGUAACGAUCAUCCCGUAUCGACAGCCGUCCUCCACAGCAACGAUCAACCCGCAUCGACAACAGUCCUCCACAGCAACGAUCAACAAAUAUCGACAACAGUCCUCCAUAGCAACGAUCAACAAAUAUCGACAACAGUCCUCCAUAGCAACGAUCAACAAAUUUCGACAACAGUCCUCCAUAGCAACGAUCAACAAAUAUCGACAGUAGUUCUCCAUAGCAACGAUCAACAAUUAUCGACAGCAGUCCUCCAUAGCAACGAUCAACAAAUAUCGACAACAGUUUUCCACAGCAACGACCAGUCUGUAUCGGUAAUAUACACCCACCACAGCAAUGCUCAACAUGUACUUUCCGUAGAAACUAUACAAAGCUACAAUAAGGAAACAGAGUCAAAAUAUACAGCAGGCAGCCACGAACAACACUUGCCGUCAGAGGAAACCCCAAACACUUACUCACAGGUAACAAGCGUACCGAGCCAACAAACCUUCAGGCAUGAGUAUAAAAAAACAACUGUCAACGAUAUAGAUACUUUAGGGUAUUUGGUUGCAAAAGAGACUACGCAGGGUGGUUUGUUCUCGGAGUUCUCAGAUAAGGAUGCGUACACUUCUCCUGUCUUGAUUAAAGCUAAUUUUGGACCUGAAUCAUUUUUGAAAACAACAACAUUCGAAAUGUUUAACGAUGCGUACAUAAUGCAAAGCGGAAUAAAUAAUUUCAUGUUUCCCUACCUCUCCUCCAACUUAGUUUCAAAGACUGAAUCCGAUACAGAAAUGGACCCACUUUCAGCUGAAUCACCAUUGCCUACUGACGUGUCUGCACGCGCACGGUUGUAUAGUGUGGUUGAAGCUUCUGCAAGAAACAGUGAAAGUUUCAAAGCAUUCUUACCGGAAGUGGCCACAAGUGCAACAGAAUCUGAGAGCCAAAGACUUUUACGCUAUGACAUGUACACUACAUCAUUGACUAGUUCUUUCCGAUCGGAUUCUGAUGGGCCUUACAUUGACAACUUUUAUACGAACGAGGCUGUCCCGAAUACAUUGCGAUAUGAAGUCGUUACGUCGGUGCGGUAUGACGGCGGACCGAUGGGUGGAUCUAGUGGAUUAGACAGAUUGUCGACACAGGAUUCGUUUGUUGACAUAAAAGCGGAGCAGCAUACUCCAUCACAAAACUCUGAUAUCAGGAGAAGUCUGAAUGAGGUGACGGGAAGUACCACUAAAGUCCUAAUGGAUGAGGGCUCAGUGUCAAAUUCUCAUCAGAUAAGACCAUCAUAUGACUCUAUUCCAAGUUCAAUACAUGCUGCUACGUCACCAUUACCAGUGACGUCUGCAGCAGGGAACGGGAUCUAUCCGUCGUCUGUGAAACACCGUCCACAUAUAGACUAUACUGACAGGUCGGAAAACGGAAAUGAAGAGAUGAUCCCGACGGAUAAAUGGGCAGACCAUGUAUGAUGCAGUUUUGAGUCCUGUAAGCUCAUCGUUAGAAGUUUCAUUCCCCUCUUCAAUCCUUCUUUCUGCCACUGACCAUGUUCUGCAAAAUAGCAGACGGGGAAAAGACGAGUCGAAUAAAUUAGUCACAGAGGGAAAGGCACAAUAUUCUUCUAAAGAGAUGAGACAGAAUAACACAAACCUUUCAUCUAGUGGCCAGUUUACAUCAUCUUCCGUACUUCGUGAGCAUACCGACGAAGACAAAUUGAAGAAGAUUGUUCCUAAACAGUGUUCGGUUGGCAUGGACGGCAUACGCGAUCGUUUAGAUACCAACGUAUGGCUAUUUCAAGUGGCUUAUAAUAACUUCACUAAGUUAUCUCCCCUGAGUGGCACUCUCAAUAGAAAAAAUGAAAAUGAAAUAUCGUGUGGUCGACACUGUUCCCGCGCUUAUAAAUGUGACAUAUAUGCCUUUAAUUCGGAGUGUAAUAUGUGUGCUAUGUUCUCAUGGGACACAGGCGAUUUUAACUUAGAUUGUACAAAACAUGAAGGGAUCGUAUGUUACACAAAAUGUUUUACUGCUUAAGGGUCAUCUAUAUAGCAGAAUAAUGUUGAAUUUCAAACACGAAUAAAUAGCUUUAAAAUUGCA
Molecule: messenger RNA, 3319 nt
Organism: Pecten maximus
Lineage: Eukaryota; Metazoa; Mollusca; Bivalvia; Pectinida; Pectinidae
Exons: 8
Coding region: 1-2697 (898 amino acids)
Source: RefSeq, a predicted model, not a curated record